Molecule: messenger RNA, 751 nt
Organism: Xiphophorus hellerii (green swordtail)
Lineage: Eukaryota; Metazoa; Chordata; Actinopteri; Cyprinodontiformes; Poeciliidae
Gene: acot13
Product: acyl-CoA thioesterase 13
Exons: 3
Coding region: 48-545 (165 amino acids)
Molecular function (GO): fatty acyl-CoA hydrolase activity
Source: RefSeq, a predicted model, not a curated record
UCUUGGUGCUCUCCCUUAAAUCUACUGAAGUUCCACCCGGACGAUUUAUGAAACGCAGCAACUUCCUGUUGGAAAUAAACACAACUUUGACAUUGCCUCGUUCAUAUCCGUCAAACAUGAGCACCCUGACUUUAAACUCACUGAGACAAAUAAUGAGAGCGAUGGUCGACCACUCGGGCUUCGACAGAGUCAUGAGCAAGGUGGACGUUGUUUCUGCGAGUCCCGGGAAGGUGGUGUGUGAGAUGCGGGUGGAGGAGGAGCACACAAACCGGGGAGGGACGCUGCACGGCGGGCUGACAGCCACCCUGGUGGACGUGAUCUCUACCAUGGCCAUUAUGCACAGUGAGAGAGGAGCCCCAGGGGUCAGCGUGGACAUGAAUAUAACGUACAUGAAUGCUGCCAAGAUAGGGGAAGACGUCCUCAUCACUGCACAAGUUCUGAAGCAGGGGAAAACGCUGGCAUUUGCUACUGUAGAUCUCUCCAGCAAAACCUCAGGGAAACUCAUCGCUCAGGGACGACACACUAAACACCUCGGCAGCAGCUGAACCGUCUCUUCUAAUCAAAAUCGUAUAAUUUACUGCUAAAACUUGGGAUUCUGAAUAUAUACAGAAUGUACUUGCACUGUUUUUUGUAAGUACAUAAGUUUGCAGAACAAAGUUGUGUGUGUGUUUUUUUUCCCCUAACUUGUGUUGUUGUGAAUAUUGAGCAGCGAAUGUUUCUUGUACAUGCAAUAAAGCCAGCUGGACAAAGA